This is a messenger RNA of Micropterus dolomieu (smallmouth bass), 3383 nucleotides long. Its product is annotated as protein-methionine sulfoxide oxidase mical3a. The transcript has 9 exons. Bases 1 to 1515 code for a protein of 504 amino acids. The record is from RefSeq and is a predicted model, not a curated record. Lineage: Eukaryota; Metazoa; Chordata; Actinopteri; Centrarchiformes; Centrarchidae.
AUGGAGCGACGCUCGGGCUUGUGGCUCCUGUUAGAGGAGGAGACAGAGGAGAAGUUUUCUCUCGUCUCUCAGAACGUCUCCUCAGCAGCAGGAAGUGACAUCACACACUGUGACACACCUGUGGAGCCUGACUCCACCUCCAGCUUGCUGCCCUCUGCACCUCCAUCUGAGACUCCGCCCUCCACCGCCUCCUUCGUCACCACGCCAGACUCCGCCCCCGACCGAGACACAGUUCUGCCAGUGAUGCUCACACCUGUCGGCGUCAUGGGAACGGCUGCUCAGAGACACGCUCUCCUACAACAUGCUAGGGGGCGGGGCUCGUUUGACGAUAUCAGCCCCGAACUGCCGCCAAAGAAGCCCCUCCUUCUGCAGGAGAGAGGGGCGGAGCCAGAGGAGGAGGGGGCAGCAUCAGAGGGGGUGAGGAGGAGGAGGAGACAGAGAGGAGCCCGCAGCCUCCCCCCUCGACUCCUCCUCCCACCUCUGCAGGGGGGGGGCAGGGCUCUCCUCCUCCAGCUGAAGGGGCUCAGAGAGGCUCCAUCCCCUGUACAGGUAGGAGCAGAAGGGGGCGGAGCCAGAGCCCUGUGGAGGUCGGUGUUCUCUGGAAACAGGAAGGAGAAGAAGUGGGGCGGGACUUUACCUGCAGAGAGGGUGAAGAAGGACCCAGCCAAUCAGAGGAGAGCUGCAGACGCGAGAGGAGGUCUGACAGAAGAGUCGGAUCUGGACUCAUCGGAUCUGCUGCAGAGGUGUUCGCUGAAACCCAGAAACAAUAGACGCUCUCGCAAGGACAGAGUCCCCCUCCAGGACUCUGAAGGACGGUCCUCUUGUACCACAGAAGUGGUGGGGGUCCUGGUCCAGCCGAAGGAGCCGUCUAGUCUGAGCGUAAAGGAGGAGACCAUGUUCCAGAGGGGACGAGAGGACGAAGACCUGGAUGCCAAAAUCACCCGACGAGUUCAGAGAGCUGUUAGAAGAAAGGCCAAACAGGAGCAGCUGAAGAGACUCCACAAAGCUCAGAUGAUCCAGAGGCAGCUGCAGCAGGUGGAGGAGAAACAGAGACAGCUGGAGGAGCGAGGAGUGAUGGUGGAGAAAGCUCUGAGAGGGGAAGCAGAUUACUGGGGAGACAACAACGACGGGCAAGACAUCGAACUUCACCUGGGAGGACUGGGUAAACUGGAUAAUCCGGCCCUGAUGCAGCAGUGGUUCCAGUUGGUCCAGCAGAAAAACUCUCUGGUUCGAUAUGAAUCUGAACUCAUGAUUUUUGCUCGGGAGUUGGAGCUGGAGGACCGACAGAGUCGACUGCAGCAGGAGCUCAGAGAGCGGAUGGCCGUGGACGACCACCUGAAGGAGGACUGGGAGCUGCUGGAAGAGCGUCUGAUCCUGGAGGAGAUGUUGGAGGUGGUGGAGCAGAGAGACUCCCUGGUGUCUCUGCUGGAGGAACAAAGAGUGCAGGAACGGCAGGAAGACCAGGACCUUGAGGAGGUCAUGAUGAACCGAGGAAUGGGACUCAGCUGGACCUGAACCUGGGGGGUUUUCUGUAAAAACCUGAACUGGUCUGCAGUGAUGUCAUAAUAACUACAAAACUGACUUUAUCGAAGCAAAGAUUGAUGUCAAAACCAUUUCACGUUACUGUGAUUCCAUGAAACCAGGAAAACCUUCCCAACAGUCCAGACCUGUUUCUGGACCUGAUCUGAAGCGGACUUGUGGAAACCCAAACCAAACUUCAGUCCUUCUUCUUCCAAUCAAAUGUGCCAGGUCAGGCCCAGAACAAUAGCUUCCCAACUGAGUUUGACUAAUUGUUCAAUAAAUUAACUGAAUAAAUUUAAAUGAACUCCUUUGUGAUGACGGACAUCAGACCUGAUGAGUCUGCAACAGUUUCUGACACUGGAUGUUAGCUAAUAAGCUAAAAUAGCUUCCCCUCUUUUGACUCUCCGGCUUGCCGUCCUGUCAGGAUGGCUUGCUGGGUAAAUGCAGCUGGUGUGUGAACUCGGCACGUCUCUUUAAAAUUAAACACCAGAAUUUAAAAAGUUUAAAUAAACUAAAUUAUGUUUAAACUAGUUGUUCUGACGGUUAGCAUAUCCACCAGCCAGCAGGGGGCGCUGCUCGGUUACUGUCAGUCACCUCCAUUGGAACCAUUUAGAUCUCUUUUGAUCCAACAACACAUGGAGCACGUGGCGUUUGCUGUUGAGCUAAUCCCUAACAUGCUAGUUUGAUGGAAACAUGCUAGUGCUAGCCAGCCAUAAUAGCCUGCCAAAUUAGCUAGCACGCGUGACGUAGUGCUAACUACCAGUUAGGGGAGCAUCUAUGUUCUGUAUGUUCUUAUUAUGAAACAUUAAGAGACCUUCAAAGGGUUUUAUGUUCGCAGCAACUCGCUCCUCUCCUGGCCUCGCCCGAACCCGGUCUGUCCUGGUCUGAACCGCUGCAAAUCACCCAGUACUGUAUUCCCUGUCGUCAGUCUGGCCUCCGUCGGUCUCAGAGACUGUGUUCGGACCCAGUCCAUGUUCACAGGGAGGCUGCUGAGCCUGGUUCCCUAGUGCGCUCAAUCGGCUCUGGUCUGGUACUAAGUCUGGCGCCCCUCUCCUCGCCCUGGGCCUUAAAACCUCCUCCUCCCAGAGGUCCAAAGCUCCCGUACUAGUGGUGUAAACCAACACCGACCCUCCCCGGGUGCUCCGACCUCCCAGGCCGGGUAGAGUCCGCUAACAGGGUUAGCAGCAGUCCACCGACACGUGACCCAAAAGGUCCGUGUUGCAACAACCCUCUGAUACUGCCAUCGUUCAGAGUUUCAGGUUUUAGUUGCCGACUGAAGGGGCCCCAGUUUUUUCCAGGUGAAAUGUUCAGUUUGUGUUUCCCCAGGUCAGGAUGUGGGAGUUAGUUUGUAGCCUACUGAUGUUCCUCUGCCUGAAACCCAAACCCUGAGAUUGUGGCGAAGACUUUAGACGCUGUCCACAGUGGCUGAACAGAUUUUUACCACUGCAUUUAAACCGUCCACCCCGCUUCGAUCUCUGACAUAGGACCCUGGGAGCUCAGGGCUGAGCCGCCUGUACAGCAUCUUACAGACUUCAAACCCGUCCUGAGUACAGAAGUGCUUCUGCACACAAGAACACAAAUGACUUCCUGUAACCAGAGUAACUGUGUGUGGUGACUGGGCUUCAGCUGUGUUGGUGUUUAAUCAAAGAUUCAGUAUUAAAUCGAGGUUCAGCAGGUUAUUAAAGUCAUUCUGACAUUUUGAUUAUUGUGCCAACUUUAUCAGCUGUUGAUCAGUUCUACCAAACUUCACCUAUCAGCCUUACUUCACCUGAUCACCUGACCAAUAUGUGUUGAUUAAUCCUGUUCAUGUAAAACCAUUAAAGUCGUGUGUCUGUGGUGAGCUGAUGCUCAUAAUGCAACUU